Molecule: messenger RNA, 303 nt
Organism: Striga asiatica
Lineage: Eukaryota; Viridiplantae; Streptophyta; Magnoliopsida; Lamiales; Orobanchaceae
Source: the annotation of a GenBank genome assembly
AUGCCUCGACUGCCGAUCAUAAUACUCCUCAACGGUCAGCUUCCACCCAGGAUCAUUGUGCGAGUGCGGCACCACGAACACCUUCAGUUUCUCCUCAUCCCACUCAUUCCCCUUGUAACCCACGCGCCACCCCUGCUUCCACGGGCCGCCAUCCUCGUCCAGGAACUGGAUCUUAUCAUACAGCUGCUUGGUAGUGACAUCCACAGCGGCCGCCAAAAAAACGGUGUCGUUCGUGGACUUCUGAGGAACGGGCUUGCGAGGCCGGGCCGAGCGAGCUCGGGACGACGAAGAGCGGAAAUGUAG